UUGACAUUUGUGAGACUGCGUGCCGGAAGGGCAUGUUGUUAGUUCUGUCGUUCCAUUCUGUGGCUUUAUUGCGAUGAAUUGGAAAAACGUGUUUAUAAUUUGCUACGAUUUAUUAUUCGCAUUCGGACGCGGGUUUUUGCGGUUGUUAUAAAUUCCAAGAAAGCAUAUUACCCUUUGGCUUCUUUUUGUUUUAAUGAUGACCGUAUUCUGAUGACUGUAUCGUGUUUGCUACUUUACUGAGAUUAAUAUGAUUACUUUUUUUCUUCAAGGGACAUUUUCUACUGUUAGUUUUUGUCAAAUAUGUCGCCUUCAAACAGUUGUUUAAAUGAAGACGUGUGGACAGUUGUACGGUUUGCGACGUUCACGCGACUGCUUUCCCUUUUCUUACAGGCUGUGCUUAAUGCAGUGAUUCCAGACCACGUGGCAGAUGCCUUCAGCCCUCCACGAUCAGAGACCCCUCUCCUGCUCGACCCCGUCAUCGAAGCAUUAUUUGGUGGCCUUUGUCACUGGGAUGCAGAACAUUUCCUCUUCAUUGCAGAGCGUGGUUACUUAUAUGAACACAACUUUGCAUUCUUUCCUUUGUUUCCUCUCAUCCUGCGAUUCCUGGCAGCCACUGUCCUGUGGCCUUUUUGUGGAUUUCUCACAUUGCAUGGCCGUUUAAUUUUAGCUGUGGUUAUAGGGAAUAGCAUUCUCUUUAUCCUAAGUGUCGUGGCAUUAUACAGACUGAGUCGUUUGGUGCUGCAAGACAGAAAUCUUGCCCAUGUUGCGGUCUUAAUGUACUGUCUGACACCAGCUAAUGUUUUUAUGGUAGCAGGUUAUUCAGAGACUCUCUUUGCAGUGCUUACCUUUGCAGGCCUCUGGCUACUAGAGACAAGAUUCACACUUGGAGCUUGUCUUCUGCUCGGGUUUGCUACUGGUGCUCGUGCCAAUGGACUUGUGAAUGCUGGAUUUUUGCUGUAUCUCACUUUUCAAUGGGCUCUUGCCCGUGCAGGGGCUCUUAGCAAAGGAGCAGGGGGCUUUCAGUAUCGUCUCUAUGUCUGGGAACUUAUUUGUUUUGUUCACACAGGAGCAUUUUAUGCAGCUUUCGUGGCACUGCCUUUUUGUUUGUUUCAGUUCUAUGGCUACCAAACAUUUUGUCAUCCGACUGCUACUCAAGUUCCUCCUGUGCUGCUUAAUCUGGCCCGGGACAAAGGAUACCGUGUGGCUGAUGCAGAAUCUCCAACACCAAUUUGGUGCCAAUGGCAAAUUCCAGUUUUGUACUCGUACAUACAGGAUGUUUAUUGGGAUGUGGGCUUCCUGCGGUACUUUCAGUGGAAGCAGAUACCCAACUUUAUCUUGGCACUGCCUGUUGCAAUUCUGGGAUUCAUAGCCUCAUAUAUGUACAUAAUGGCUAACCCAGUGUUUUGUAUGUAUUUGGGGUUGGGGGACAGAGGAAAAGACCGAAAAACGCAUGGUUUCUGUAACCCAAGAGUCUUUGUUUACAUCGUGCACAGUUCCAUCCUGCUUCUAAUUGGAAUAUUCUGCAUGCAUGUGCAGGUAAGACUUUUGAUAAUUGAAAAUUGAUCAUUAUCAUGUAACAUGUAGUAUGCUUGCUCAACGCGCUUUUUUUUUUUUUUUUUU
Messenger RNA from Sinocyclocheilus rhinocerous, 1620 nucleotides. It is a transcript of the gene pigv, whose product is annotated as phosphatidylinositol glycan anchor biosynthesis, class V. Gene Ontology annotation, molecular function: GPI mannosyltransferase activity; alpha-1,6-mannosyltransferase activity. The record is from RefSeq and is a predicted model, not a curated record. NCBI's taxonomy places the organism in Eukaryota, Metazoa, Chordata, Actinopteri, Cypriniformes, Cyprinidae. The transcript is spliced from 2 exons. Bases 301 to 1563 code for a protein of 420 amino acids. Gene Ontology annotation, cellular component: endoplasmic reticulum membrane; mannosyltransferase complex. Gene Ontology annotation, biological process: GPI anchor biosynthetic process.